UAUCAGAUAGCCAUUUUAGAAAGUGGACUGUCGUAAAUGAGGUUAUGGUAAAUGUUUUUGUGAGUUUUGCUAAAACUAUUUAUAUUUCCACUAAAUAAUAAGUUAUUAUCCUUUGAUAAGUAGUAGUGUAGUUUUAUUAAUCAAAAUGGGGAAGCGUCAGCAUCAGAAGGAUAAAAUGUACAUAACUUACACAGAAUGGACAACAUUAUAUGGGGGCAAAAGAGAAGGACCAGAGAAAUCUGAUUUUCGUCGAUUGCCCUUUGACCAUUGUUGUGUUAGCUUACAACCUUUUGAACAUCCUUAUUGCGACCAAGAUGGCAACAUAUUUGAACUGCAAGCUAUUGUUGAUUUUCUAAAAAAGUUCAAAGUAAAUCCAGUCACAGGAAAGCCACUUGAUGCCAAAUCAUUGAUAAAGUUGAACUUCCACAAGAAUGCCGAAGAUGAGUAUCAUUGUCCCGUCCUAUUCAAGCCGCUCACGAAGAACUCUCACAUUGUUGCCAAUGCAAAGACCGGAAAUGUUUUCUCAUAUGAGGCAGUUGAACAAUUGAACAUCAAGACAAAGUCUUUCAAAGAUCUCCUGACAGAUGAGCCAUUCACAAGGAAAGAAAUCAUCACACUGCAAGACCCAACAAAUCUUGCAAAGUUCAAUUUACAACAUUUUCAUCAUCUCAAGAACAAUCUUCGCGUUGAAGAUGAAGAAAUUGUGAAAUCCCGAAAUGAUCCUGAAGGAAGACUGAAAUCAGUGUCAAAAGAAACAAGAGCAACUCUUGAUGAGCUGAAAAGAGAGUACAAAGCGCCCGAAGCAAAGCAUGAUGAAAAGCUGAUGGCGGACAAAUUCAACGCUGCUCACUAUUCAACGGGCGCGGUGGCCGCUGGCUUCACAUCCACUGUAAUGACACCAGAAACCAAACAUGAAGCGGCAAUCAUUGAUGAAGACUUGGUGUGUUACGAAAGAGUCAAGAAAAAAGGCUAUGUGAGGCUGGUGACUAAUUUUGGGCCAUUAAAUCUUGAAUUAUACUGUGAUGUUAUCUCCAAGACCUGUGACAAUUUCAUAAGGCUAUGCGAUAGCGGUUACUAUGAUAAUACGAAAUUUCACAGAUCCAUUCGAAAUUUCAUGUUGCAAGGAGGAGACCCUACCGCCACUGGAACAGGAGGUCAGUCGAUCUGGGGAAAACCUUUCGAAGAUGAUUUCAGAUCGCACUUGAAUCACGUUGGGCGUGGUGUUCUUUCUAUGGCUAAUUCUGGACCAAAUACUAAUACCUCACAAUUUUUCAUAACUUAUCGAUCGUGCAAGCACCUGGACAAUAAGCAUACGGUGUUCGGAAGAGUGGUUGGUGGACUGGAUACCCUCAAUGCUAUUGAAAAGGUCGAAGUUGAUAACAAAGAUAGACCGAUCGAAGAUAUUGUUAUAGAGAAAGCACAAAUAUUUGUCGAUCCAUUCCAAGAGGCCAGAGAGCAGCUUGCAGUCGAAAGGGAAGAAGAACUAAAAAGGAAGGCAGAAGAAAAUGCAAAAACAAAGACAAAGGAGCCAAUAAAAGUAUUCAAAGCUUUUCAUUCUGGUGUUGGAAAGUAUAUUGAUCCCAAAGCCAUUCCUUCAAUGAGCAAAGAGGAAAUUCGGCCUGAUUCCACAUCAGAACAGCCAUCAUCGAAGAAGAAAAAAGCAGAUUCCUACAAUUUCGGGAAUUUUAGUUCAUGGUAACUGGAUUUGAACAGUACAGCGAUGUUGGGUGCGAAUUGCAGAUUUUAAUUUGCUGACAGGUCUAAAGAUGUGAUUGUUAACUAUUAACACUGUAUAGUAUUUCGUACCUUAUCGAUGAAACAAAUUUUAAUUUUUAGAGUUUCAAUUUCUCACAAUAUUCGAAGAUCAUUAGAAGAUAUCCCUGCAUUUUGUCAAAUGCUAUAUUUGUACAAUAACUAAAUCUAGAUUAUGGUUGCUUCUUGUUUGUAAUUAUGGAUCGUUUGUAACUUUAUAGCCUAUUUAUUUUGAGUAGUUUUAUUCUUGAACUCACUUAAAUUCAGUUUAAAGUAACCCCUUCAUCAAGAAUACCUCGACCUACAGUAACUAUAUUACUGGGUAAUAUAGUUACUGUACCAAACCCAACGAAAUUUUCUAUUGGUCUCUUGAUGGUACCAUGAAGGUACUACUACAUAUGAGUUGUAUAAUUUGGUUCUGUCGAAUUUGUAUAUUACUACAGUAUUUAUAUGUUUCUUUUUUAAAACUUGAAAAUAAAAAAUAUUUGUAUAUAGAUUUAGGUCUUAUUAUUGUUUGUACAUUUAAUCCUUUACUACAGUACUAUUGAAAAAUGGUUAACAUUUGAGACCCAAAAUUGUUAUUAAAUUGUAGACCCUAAUCUAUUCUGAUUAGCUCGAUUUAUUUUGUGAAAUUUACAAUCCUUUAGCUAAACAAAAUAUUUUUAAUGCCGAAACAUUCUUAACAUGCGACGAUGUACUACAGUAGAGCAUCGGUUAACCUGAUGACCAAAUAUCCGGACGUCUGAUGAAUAAUAAAUUAUGUAGCCUAAUAUUUUCAACAGUCCACAGAUAUUGCAAUUACAUUUUAACCCAGCUUUAAUACAACAUGGUUUCACUAUCACUAUGGUUGUAAGCUUAUUUCUGGAAAGAGUGGAAAGGAUAAUAUAUCAAUAAAGAUACAUUUUCAAAGAACAAUAUACAUCAUUUUAUUAAUAUUAUUACGGAUAUCUACUCAAUGUAAGGCACAUUAUUCAAAUAGAGGCACAUAUUCUCACUAUGACUAUGAUAUUACAAAAAAUAAUUCCCAUUGAGAAAUUUCAUUUGAAUCUAAUAGUAAAACUAAUGGCAAACAAGAUAUUAAGCAAACUCGACAGUGAGAAAACAUAUUUAAAUACAUUGAUAACAAUAUUGGUUGAAUUCGAACAAGAUAUAUAUUAUCAUACUAAUACAACUUGAAAAAUGAAAACUUAUUGAAAUAACAAUCUAAUAGGAAGACAAUAAAACCCUGAUACGGAUACAUUCUUAUUAAAUAUUAAUACAAAAUAAAUGACAAAUAAUCAAUAAUACAAUAUUGUUCACGUCAUAAAUAGAAUAUAUUCAUACAAUAACAAUAUAAAAGUGUCUUUAUCAAUAAUAAAUAUUUUUAAUAUUAGUAUAUGAUCAUCUAUCAUGUUACCUAUAGAAAUUAAUUAAAGCUCAAUGUAUAAAAAUGAAAUUUUCAUUAAUAUCAAGGCCCAAAAUGAACAAUAAUCUGUAGCCAACAAAAUAAUUUUUAAAAUCUACAGUAAUCAACACUUGAUUCAAAAUUUUUCAAAUCUUCAUUAAUAGCAAGGCACAAAAUAAACAAAUACUGAAGCCAACAGAUUUUCAAAAUUUAGAGUGAUCAACACGGUUGAAAGUGUUUUCAAAUAUUCUACAUGAAAAAGUUGCUCUUUGGCUACCGAGUAUUGCGUGGUUGAAAGAGACCACGUUAGUUUCACAGUUUAUUAUUAGUUUUAGAAUUAGUUGAGAACAAUUUAUUUCUCAAUUACAUCAAAUUAUAUACACAUCAAUUAUCAAUAUGGGAUGAAAAUACUUUAAAUAUGAUUUCUGUAAAUAUGAAUCCUCAACUUUUAGAUUAACUAGUAUUAUUAAUACUGAAUAACUCCCAGUCUAGUGAUCAACACUACAUUAAAAAAUAGUAGACCAAACGUUUUUUUACAAAUAUUAAAAAUAUACAACUUGUGCUGUACAGGCGAAAUAAGAAAGUAUUUUGAAGUUCAAGAACCUCAGAUUUUUUUUUAGGAAUUUAUCAUAAAAUUGAUAAACUUUGAGCAAGAAGUUUCUAAACUAAACUAUACAUCCUAACAUAGUAAUAAUAUAUUUUAAUUGGUGUACUUUACCAGAUACUUUUAAUCAAUCAUUGCAUUUAAACUAAGUUUUCGAAUAAUUUCUUUUUCACCAAAUGAAAUCUAAAGUAACUCCAUUUAAAUAACAAGGGUAGCAUAUCUAUGAUUGUAUGAAUCUAGACAUCUACCAUUAGUUGAAGAAUUAAUACAAUUAUUUAGACUUGAAUGAUAUAUUGAUUAUAUCAAUAUUAUAAUUACAAUGUAUAUAAUAUAUACAUAUUAUGUACAAUUCAGCCAUGAAUAAAUUGGAGUUCCGAUAAAAUUUAUAUUUUUUGUACAUGCAAUAGUAAAACUGAUUGUAUUUGGUUUUUCAAAUAAUUCAAUUAAAAUUAUUUAAUCGAAUUGGUCUCUAUGAUCAGUCAUGAUCACUCUGACGACCACACGGUUUUUAUGGUAUUUCACAUGAGGUAAGAUUGAACAUUCUUGUUACAUAAAACAAAAGGAACUUGUAAAUGUAGUUCCAAAAUAUAUUUGAGCAGACAUAGGCUCAUUACUUGUUAGAUUUAUUUUAAUCUAUAUGAUAAUAGGACUGUGAUGAAAAUAAUCAAUAUCUGAAAUCGUGAAAUCUGAUUGGCAGUAAGUGGAUUUUUGGUUCUUUUUAAACCUGAGAGAGAAAUAGAGUAACUGAACAAAAGUGAGGUAUACAAGUUUUUAAAUAAACUGGCAGCGGUCAGAUCCACUCUGGCAAGUUACAUGAAUCUUACCAGAGACUACUACUCAUAAUCAUAACUAUCAAAAUAUUUUUAUAUAGAUGGUUGUGACGAGAAAAAGGUCGGCUGCCCUUAUAGGCCUACUGCUGCCGAUGUAAAUUCAAACAUUCUCUCGUGACUAAACCAUCUAUAGUUCCCAAAGAAAUUUAUAUAGAAAUAGGUUGAUACAUGUUAUUAAAUAAUUCUAAUUACAAUAGGAACCUUAUUAUUACUGAAGACUUAUAGUUACCGUACUAUAGGUGGUUUAUAGUAAUCAAAGAGAAUAUUUAUAGUUACUAAAGACCUCUAGUUACAGUAGGUAUCUUAUCUCUACCAGAAACUACUUCGGGUAAAGGAAACCAGGAGGAGUUACCCAAUAUAUUAUGGAAAGGAGGAAGUUAUGGCGAUUCUCUGUGCUUGCCUAUCGUUAUUGAAUCUUUCCAUCAUACUCUGAUAUCACUAUAUAUCAUCUACGUUGAAGAUAGGAUCAAUCAGACUAUAGAAUUAUUCAUAAUCAAUCAGCUGAAAAGUGGAUUAUUCAUUGCAUGCAUUACACAGAUGUCUGGCCGUGUCUAUUUCUAUAAGGUAGGAUUUCAAUAUUUUUUAUGAUGCGUGCCCAUCAGUAUCAAUAUUAUCCAAUAUUCUCCUGCAUUUUUUGAAUUUUCUUUUCCGAAUUUUCCCAUGUUGAAUACGAUACUAUUUAAAGUGAUGAUAAAUUAAAGUGAUCAUGGCAAAAUUCAGAAAAUAAAAUCCAAAAAAUCUGGUGUGGCGCACUCACAACUUUCCUUGCCGUUAAGAAAAUUGAUCACCUCUCAUCAAGUCUACUAUUCAAAGUUAUGAGACAGCUGGUGAUAGGUCAAUAACGCUGGAAACACACGAGGUCUGCUAUCUCUUCGUAGUGAAUGAUUUAAUAGAACCAACAGUUUGCAAUUUAAUAAUCACAUUUUCUCGGAUUUCAAGCUUAUUUUCAAUUCUAGGUGGAAAUUUUACUGGACAUUAAUUGCAGAGAUUUUCAUGCUCAAUCUUUUCCACUUGAUUUUUUUUGUUUAAAUUGUAUAUGAAGGCUGAUAAUUGAGAAUCUAAAAUCAAACUUUGCAUAGAUAGGCAAAGUUCCUGAAAUUUUUACAGAUAUAGGACUUGUUGCAGAUGAUAGAGCUUAUCAAUGACUAUUCUAGGUAUAAAUUUGAUCAAAAUCGUUGGAGCCGUUUUCAGGAAAAUCGCGAAAAAACCCUGUUUUUUACAACAUUUUCGCCAUUUUAGCCGCCAUCUUGGAUCGCAUUUAAUCGAAAUUGUUCGUGUCGGAUCCUUAGUGUAAGGUCCUUACGUUCCAAAUUUCAAGUCAUUCCGUUAACUGGGAGAUGAGAUAUCGUGUACACAGACGCACAUACACUCAUACACACACACACACACACAUACAGACCAAUACCCAAAAACCACUUUUUCGGACUCACGGGACCUUGAAACGUAUAGAAAUUUAGAAAUUGGGGUACCUUAAUUUUUUUCGGAAAGCAAUACUUUCCUUACCUAUGGUAAUAGGGCAAGGAAAGUAAAAAUGCAGCAAAAGAUGUACCUGUAAAUUAGGAAUUGAUUCAUGAAGAUCUAGACACAUUAUAUAGAUUGACUAAACUUUAUAAUGCACCAAUCAUGCACCAUACACCAGAAUGCACCAAGUCGGUGGCAUUGCAAGUCGAGACCUCAUUGCUUGUCGGGACUUGGAGAGGCGCAGUGGCUGGAAAAUAAAACUGAGUUGGAAACGUUUGAGGAUCCCAAGGACCUAGUGCGGGCUCCUGGAGCUCAUGUUGGCUUGGACAAUAUUUUGGUGUGACAUGCUAUGUUAAUAGUUUACUACAACUUUGGUUUCAUACACCUCAGUUUAGGAGAGCAAUUUUCGAUUGGGACUCUUUGGAAGAUGCCUGCGAACUGAGCAAUCCUACAGUAGUGGACUACAGUCUCUACCACUCUCUACCACCCAGAUUGGUCAACUGCAGGUUCUGUUCUCCUUGAUGAGCUGUUCGAAGCGAGUUCAACCAAUCGCUUGGAUUGGAUACAUCCACCCAACAAGAUGCUCAGGAGUUUUCGAAACUUUUUUUGAAUCUUUUGGAAACAAAAUUGGAAAGUCAAUCGUUGCUUCAUGUGAAGAAUUUAGUUUCUGAUAACUACAAAGGAGAAUAUUCUUAUGUAACCAGAUGCUCCAAGUGUAAAACGAAAUCCAUCAAUCCAUCUCAGUUCUUCGAGUUGGAGCUGAAUGUGAAGGGCAAUAAGAACUUGGACGAGAGUCUGUCUGAGUUUUUGAAAGAAGAGAAACUGGAUGGAGCCUGCUAGAGCUGCACUGUCUGCAAUCAAAAGUAAGAAGCUGCCAGAUUUAUAGACAUCAAAAGAUUGCCUCCCAUCCUUAAUUUCCAGUUGAUGAGAUUCGUGUAUGACAGGCAAAAAGGAGACAAGAACAAGUUGAAGACUCCCAUCCAAUUCCAAGAGGUUCUGGACAUGAAGAAGUACAUGAAAGAUGCCAAGGAAGGCCAAAACAUGUAUCAACUGACUGCUGUAUUAGCUCAUAGAGGUCUCAGUGCCAACUCUGGACCUUAUACUGCCUACAUUCAGGAUAAUGUAUCAGGUGACUGGUACACUUUCAAUGAUGAAAGUGUUGAGAAAAAUACUGACGGAAAAAGACUAAAACUCAAAUUGGAUGAAGAUGACGAAUUUGGCAAAGAGGAAUGGCACAAAUAGCAGGGUUCCAAAAGGGUUUCUCUCUUCAAUCAAAGCAUACAUGUUAGUCUACAGGAGGGUCUCUGCGGAUAAUCAAAGUUCUGUCAAGUCGCAAAAUAAAUUUGAAAUAAGUGCGCUCUUUGAUAGAUUGCAAGAAUAUACAGGGUGCUUCAGAAGUGGUGUCAAACAUUUUAGGCUAUUUUAUUUUUUAAAGUUGAGUUUUUAUAGCAUAAAUAUUUAUGCCAAAUUUCAGAUCAAUACAACAAUUCGUUCUCGAGAUAUAAAUUCGUAAGUGAAAAAAAACAAAAUGGCAGCUAUAAGGAUAACUGUUGAGUUUUGGACACUUCAAAUACGACAUUUGUAGUCUCCUAUCAUCCAGGAACAAUACCCUAAAAUGUUCGACACUACUUCUCAAAAACACCCUGUAUAAUUCGGCAUAACAAGGAGUUCGAUGACUGGAUUGAAGAAACUACUCGUAGCUGUGUAGAAAGUGGACUCGAAUUCAGAGCAGAUGAAGACGUUGUACAACUCACUGGCUAAUCCUGAGAACGCUGACUGGUCAGUGAUUGAUGCGAUAUCUACUAACCGGAUCACGUGGUCUACUCAUUGGCUCAAAUUGUGCGCUAAUAACACUGAC
This is a messenger RNA of Nilaparvata lugens (brown planthopper), 7889 nucleotides long. Its product is annotated as RING-type E3 ubiquitin-protein ligase PPIL2. The transcript is spliced from 11 exons. Gene Ontology annotation, cellular component: catalytic step 2 spliceosome. Gene Ontology annotation, biological process: protein polyubiquitination; protein folding; protein peptidyl-prolyl isomerization. Lineage: Eukaryota; Metazoa; Arthropoda; Insecta; Hemiptera; Delphacidae. The record is from RefSeq and is a predicted model, not a curated record. The coding region runs from base 146 to 1699 and encodes 517 amino acids. Gene Ontology annotation, molecular function: peptidyl-prolyl cis-trans isomerase activity; ubiquitin-ubiquitin ligase activity.